UCACUGUGCUUGCAAGAAACAGUUUGUUUCCUUCCUCGUUAAAUUUAAUUGCACUGAAAAAAGUGGAGGAACAAGUUAUGGUGUUCGAAAGUGAAAUAAACGAUAAAUUGAUUUCAACGUAGUAUUAAAUUAUUCGAUACUGAUCAUGAUAUAUUAAACGGUAGUAAAGUAAGUUUUAUUGCAGUGACUGAAAAACGAAUAGUAACAUUAAUCGAAAACAGUGGAAUCUUCAAUAUUCAAAUUAUGCACUCAGAAAUGUGUGUAGUUCUUUGGGUAACAUGGGAUCGGAACGAAGUUUUUCAUCGACGCGUAACAUUAAGAUACAAGAUGAAGUACCUCCAAAUGUUCCAUUCCCCUGCAAUGUCACAGGUGGCAGGUCUACAGAGGUACCCGAAUCGGUUCAUCGUUUGAGGCCAGGUGAUAUAGAUGUAAUCGCCGCGAUGGGUGAUUCUUUGACGGCUGGUACUGGAGUGUUUUCAAACAAUCUACUCGAAAUUGUCGUUGAAAGCAGAGGUGCCGCAGGGACUAUCGGCGGCCAAGGAACUUGGCGAACAUUUCUAACACUCCCCAAUAUGAUCAAGGAAUUCAACCCAAAUUUGAUAGGUUACUCGUUUGGCAAUGGUCUACAUUUUCACGAGGCUUCGCAGUUGAACGCCGCCGAAAUUGGUGCAAUGUCCGGAGACAUGCCCUUCAUGGCUAAAUAUCUAGUCAAUAAAAUAAAAAGUAAUCCGAGGAUCGAUGUUAAGAAACAUUGGAAGCUGAUUACAUUGAUGAUUGGAAGCAAUGAUUUUUGCCUGCAACUGUGCUCGGUGCCUUCCCCAUGGUCGCUCUUGAAAGCUCACGAAGAGGAUAUGGUUAGGACUCUGAGGAUACUGAGGGACAAUUUGCCAAGGACUUUCGUUGCUCUUAUUCCACCUCCUCACUUGAAAGCACUUGUUGAUACUCGCAACAGAAGGAAUUUUAUAGACUGCUACUUCACGACAACCAUGGAAUGUCCCUGUUUGUUUGGAUUGCAAUAUCGAGAUCGAUUACAGGAAUAUUAUGAGAUAAUGAGAAGGUGGCAGGAAUUGGAUGAACAGAUCGCCGAAUAUUCAGAAUUUCAUACGAAAGAUUUCACUGUAGAAGCCGAGCUUGCUCUUACACAUGCAUUUAUACCUCUAGCUCGUGAUGGAUUCGUAGAUUUAUCGUAUCUUGCUGCUGACUGUUUUCAUAUAAGCCAAAAAACAAAUGCGCUUUAUGGCAAUAUUGUAUGGAACAAUUUGCUAGAACCGUAUGGUAAUAAGAGCAAAGCCUGGACUCCACCAUAUGAAAGGAUUUUGUGUCCUACACCGGAAAGACCGUUCCUAACGACUCGUCAGAAUUCGUGGAAGAAUAACAAGCUCCGAUAACAAUAGUUCCUUUAGAUAAAAAAAAAAACUUUUACUUACAAAAGGAUACGAUUAAACAUUGCAUUAUUCUCAGAUAUACGAUAGAACCUUGAUUAACACUAGGUUUACGAAGAUUUCUUAUCAGAUUUCUCUUACUGAAGUGACGCUUUAAUAAGUGAAGUCGAUUUACUAAAAUUAACCCUUUGACCGCGGGACGAUUUUUGCUGGAAGUUCUACGGGGUACGCCCAACUAAGCGAAAUUUUUAAAUUCAUCAAAUCAAUGUUUGAAUUUUUCACCAUCUCCUUAUAGAGAAUUACAAGACGAUUUUUUUUUUAUAUUUACAGUUUAUUCAUCCGACAUUUUGUUUCAAAAGUAAAAAAUGAAAACUUAGAAAUCCUUUCUCCCGAAAUUCAAUUAGAUUUUAAAGUAUGAGUCGUUGUAAUUUGACCGGAUGUCAUGUACUAAUCCAUCAAAAAAUCGGAAAUUCAUUGCCGUUUAUAAAUACUCGAUUGCAAAUAACUAACUGCCAGCUAACGAUGCUUUUCAUUUUCACUGUUAAAAAGUAUCGAGGAAAGUUUGCGUUCCAAAUAACUUCCAGUAAGACGCUCCAUAAACCUAUUGUUAAUGCAACCUUUAAACUGAUAAAUAACCAAACUGAAUUUCUGUUAUCCAUUUGUCUACCAUCCAAUCUACCAUUGGUUAUUAUUUAAACUCAACGAAAUCUUGUCACGAAAAUAGAAUCGAGUAAAGAGGAAAUAUUAAAUCCCAUUUUGAAUUAGGAAAAACGGACAAUCACAAUACGCUUUAAGUGUCAAGGAGUUUUCGUUGCGAUAAUUAAAUGAGUAACCUGGAUAUUUCAAGGAAAAUUAUUGA
Molecule: messenger RNA, 2241 nt
Organism: Hylaeus volcanicus
Lineage: Eukaryota; Metazoa; Arthropoda; Insecta; Hymenoptera; Colletidae
Product: phospholipase B1, membrane-associated-like
Exons: 7
Coding region: 279-1388 (369 amino acids)
Biological process (GO): phospholipid metabolic process
Molecular function (GO): glycerophospholipase activity
Source: RefSeq, a predicted model, not a curated record